CGGAAACCAAGAUGUUGUGGAAGAGUUUAACGCGCCUGGAGAAGAACUCGGACCACUGCAGGACCUGUAGGCUACAGUACAUGUCUAUGCUGUCACCGACGAUCAAGUCCGGGGAGAGCUCGUGCAAGGACUGCCACGAGGCAGAGCGGAACGCGGCGAAGACAGGGGCCGAUAACAAGGAAGCGAAGGCCAAGAAGAGAACCUCGUGGAGGUACUGGCCAGAAUGUGGGGCGAGUAACACAACGGCCAAGCAGCAGAACCAAAACGACAAGCCCGUAAACGACAGAGCCACUUCCCGGAGGCCCUCUCCUUCAGAUGUGCAGCAGAAGUCAGAGCAAUGUCACAAACCGUCAAAGGGUGG
Lymnaea stagnalis (great pond snail) is the source of this 361-nucleotide messenger RNA. NCBI's taxonomy places the organism in Eukaryota, Metazoa, Mollusca, Gastropoda, Lymnaeidae. The record is from the annotation of a GenBank genome assembly.